UCAGCAACAACCUACUGUGGAAGAUAACAAACCAGAUUUCAGCGGAAGACGGAAUCAGGAAGAAGCGCUGAAAUUGGAUAAGACACACAUUGAGGAAAGCAGUCAACUACCUCACAAUGCAAGCCCUCGCUUGGAAUCCUGAAGGCCAAGGGAGGAGAGGAAGACCGAAGAACACAUUGCGCCAAGAAAAAGAAACAGAUAUGGGAAGAAUGAACAACAGCUGGAAAGGACUAGAAUGGAAGGCCCAGGACAGAGAGCCUUGCAUGAAUAAUCAAUAUAAUUAUCAAGCCGAUGAUCGAAUUCGUCAGCAACAGGCUAAAGUUCAGGAAGUUGUUGGUAUAAUGAAAGACAAUGUGAAUCUCGUAUUGGAAAGGGAAACUCGUUUAGCAGAAAUUGACACUCGAGCUGAUGAAUUACAAGUUCAAUCCAAACAGUUUCAGGCAGUUGCUGGUCGUGUACGAAGAAAAUACUUUUGGCAAAAUAUGAAGAUGUGGUUUGUUAUGGGAGGAUUAGCUGUUGUAAUUGUUGUGGUUAUUAUUGUUUGGUCCGUAUCUAACAAGCAUAGUUGA
Molecule: messenger RNA, 569 nt
Organism: Schistosoma rodhaini
Lineage: Eukaryota; Metazoa; Platyhelminthes; Trematoda; Strigeidida; Schistosomatidae
Source: the annotation of a GenBank genome assembly